Molecule: messenger RNA, 1638 nt
Organism: Rhizophagus irregularis DAOM 181602=DAOM 197198
Lineage: Eukaryota; Fungi; Glomeromycota; Glomeromycetes; Glomerales; Glomeraceae
Source: RefSeq, a predicted model, not a curated record
UAAUGCUUAUUUUAUUAUAUACUUUCUAAUAAUUCUAAUGAAUUUAUGUUUUUUACCUAAUGAUGGGCGUAAAUAUAUUAUUAUAAAAUUAACCAUAAUAAAAGGUUUAGUCGAAUAUUUUAAAAGUUGUUUGUUUGUAUAUCAUGAUAUACCUACCUUUGCAACCUUUGCAGCAAAUGAAGAAGGCAAUCUUGAAUAUCUAACUUACAUCGAAGAUCAUUUAAAACAUGAAUUGCCAUUAUAUCCAAUUUUUUUUUUUGAUCGCUUUAUUUAUCGUGCUUAUUAUGGAUUUUUUGGCUAUGGUAGAUGUAUAGAAUGUAAUUUACUAUUUAAAGAUAAGAAUUUGUGGUGUAAAUAUUGUCAUUCAAAACGAUUUCAAGAUAACUUUUCGAAAUGGGAUAGUGGAGAUGAAACGAUCAAUGAUAUUAUUAGAAAAACGCAACUUAAUGCUGAAAAAACAUGUCAAGUAAUUGAGUGGAUUCCUUAUGAUGAUUUUGAGAAUAUAGAACAUUUUGCACGUGGAGGAUUUUCUAGAGUAUAUCGUGCUAAUUGGAUCCAUGGACAAAUCCUUUCCCGGAAUUAUCGUGAUCACGAUUAUAUUAGAAAUAAAAAUAUGCUUGUCGCUUUAAAGGAAUUAAAUAAUUCUUCUAAUAUUAAUGACAAUUUUUUAAAUGAGUUAAGAUUGAAUAUUCAAUUUAAUAAUAAUCCAUAUACGCUUAAAGUAUUAGGUAUAUCACGAAAUCCUAGUACUAAAAAUUACAUUAUAGUUACAAAUUAUAUGAAAAAAGGAAGUUUAUUAAAUAUGCUAUCCAGGAAAAAAAUAACAAACUGGUUAGAGAAAUUAUAUUUAAUUCAGAAAAUUUCUGAAGGAAUAAAAUUAAUUCAUGAUGCAGGAUUUUUACAUUGUGAUAUUCACAGUGGAAAUAUAUUUUACGAAAAUGUUUCAGAAAUAUAUAUUAGUGAUUUUGGAAUUAGCAUACCUGCAUACAAGGUUACUAGUGAUACAAAAAUCAAUGGAGUAUUAGCGUACACAGCACCUGAGAUUGUAAAUGGUGAUGGAACUCGUACUAUAAAAUCAGAUAUUUAUAGUUUAGGAAUUCUUUAUUGGGAAAUAAUUACACAAAAAAUGGCGUUUGCAAGUGAAAGAAAUGAUGAACUUUUUUUAAGUUUUGAAAUUUGUAAAGGUUUAAGACCAAAAUUUGAAGAAAGAACUCCAGAACAUUUGAAAAAGUUAAUAGAAUCUUGUUGGGAUGCGAACCCACAAAAAAGACCGACAAUUGAAUAUAUCAAUUUUGUAAUAGGUUCAAUGAUAUUUUAUCUCAUGAAUACCAGGGAAGAUUUAGCAGAAGAAUUCCGAUUAAAAUCACAAGCAGAAGAAGAAAAUGAAGUUAACGAUCAGUCACAAUAUUCAAAAGUACAAGAAGAAGAAAAUGAAAUCAAUCAAUCGAAAGAUUCAUUACUAACUAGUAAACUUAGUUUUAAAGAAGCUCUGUUUUCUACAUAUAGAAAUUCUUAUGAUGAAUACACAUUGGAAAGUCAAUUAUCCAAAUAUAAUAGUGAAGAAUGGUCAAAUAACUCGAAUGAUUCAUGUAUGAUCGAUAUAAAUGAAUUAGAAAAAUAUUAAAUUGAGAAAUUUCU